Molecule: messenger RNA, 2471 nt
Organism: Sarcophilus harrisii (Tasmanian devil)
Lineage: Eukaryota; Metazoa; Chordata; Mammalia; Dasyuromorphia; Dasyuridae
Product: zinc finger protein 568
Exons: 5
Coding region: 991-2376 (461 amino acids)
Biological process (GO): regulation of transcription by RNA polymerase II
Molecular function (GO): DNA-binding transcription factor activity; RNA polymerase II cis-regulatory region sequence-specific DNA binding
Source: RefSeq, a predicted model, not a curated record
AGGCCCCGCCAGGCCAGGAGGGGGCAGGCUGCGCCCCAGCAAAGCGGGACUGAGAGCCCGAGGCCCCGCCAGGCCAGGAGCCAGACCCCAGUUUAACAUGAACUUAGGAGUCAGGAAAAAGAAUGAGAAAACACACCCACCCACCCCAAAGCACGGGGCCAAAACCAUGUACUGACGAGGAAGAUCAGAAGAUCAAGCAGGAAAACAGGACGUCAGAGCUGGCUACGUGAAACAGCCCAAAAGCGCAGGAGGCGCCUGUGCCCCCCUGAGCCAGGGGAGGGAGAGCGCAGGAAGAACUUCAGGGGAAGGGGGCCUGGGCGGAAGUGGGGGGGGCUGGGCAGACGUGGGAGCGGAAGAAGUCACGGGGCCGGGGGCGGGGUCUGCGGGGCCGGGGGCGGGGCCUGCAGUCCCGGCCCGGCCUGGGAGAGAAGGCUCCCUCCGCCUGUGGGACUGUCAGGGCCCGCUCUGAGCACCAGGAAGUCCCGCCCCGGGGGGGCGGUGGGACGCCGGAAGUCUCGGAGCUGCGCUCUGCCCCCUGCCCCUGGCUGGUCCUGCUGUCCCGGGGGCUCCGGUCGCUUUGUCUGCGGAACCCUGAGCCGCGCGCGCGUUCCCCGGGUAGGUCGGAGCCGGCGCCCCCCGCCCCUGCCGCGGCUCGGCCGCCGAGUCUCCCCCUCCCCGGAGCUGGGAGAGGGUCCCCCGCGCAUAGCGGGAGCUGCCCCUUGAGCCCCGCUGCUGGGGGCGCUCCCCUACCCCGGGGCUCCCCCCGCCCGGAUUUCCCUCCCCGCUGAGAGACUCGGUCCCUCGGCGUCCGGGAGCCCUGCUGUCAGCCUCUGCUCAGGCCCGGCUCCGGUGCCCGUCCCUGGCCUCAGAGGCGGCACCUUUAAGCGUCCCGCGCUCCCGCCCCGGCGCCCCCUGGGAGCAGUGACCGAGGCUCCUUCCGGCGCCGGCUCAGCCGCGGCUCUGGGUCCCAGGGAGCCCGGAGCCGGAGGGAUGGGCCCUGGGAGCCCGGGACCCGCACAGGACUUGGUGACAUUCAGGGAUGUGGCUGUGGACUUCACCCAGGAGGAAUGGGGCCUCUUGGACCCUCCUCAGAAGGAGUUGUACAAGGAGGUCAUGGUGGAGAAUGCCCGGAACCUGCUGUCCCUGGGGCUUCCAGUUCCCAGAAAAGAUGUGAUCUUUUAUUUUAAGCAAAGACAAGUACCCUGGGUACUGGACCAAGAAAGCCUGAGGAGCCGCUCUCCAGAAAGUGAGAUCAGAAUUGAAGUGAAGGAAAGUACUCACAAGCAAAGAUUCAGGAGCACCUGUGACUUCACUUGGAGAGAAAUGUGUACUACACAUGAGAAAGUACACACUGGAGAAAAACCUUAUGAUUGUAACCAGUGUGGAAAGUGUUUCAGCAAUAAGGGAUAUCUUACUAUACAUCAGAGAAUCCACACUGGGGAGAAACCGUAUGAAUGUAACCAGUGUGGAAAGACUUUUAGGUAUAAGACAAGUCUUACUGGACAUCAGAGAAUCCAUACUGGGGAGAAACCUUAUGAAUGUAACCAGUGUGGAAAGGGUUUUACACAUAAACAAUCACUCACUCUACAUCAGAGAUUCCACAGUGGAGAGAAACCUUAUGAGUGUAACCAGUGUGGAAAGGCUUUUAGUGAUAAGAGAGUUCUUACUGUACAUCAAAGAAUCCACACAGGAGAGAAACCUUAUGAAUGUAAUCAGUGUGGAAAGGCUUUUACAAUAACGGGAACUCUUACUAGACAUCAGAGAAUCCACACGGGAGAGAAACCAUAUGAAUGUAACCAAUGUGGAAAGUCUUUUAGAAAAAAAGAAUCUCUUACUAUACAUCUGAGAAUUCACACAGGGGAGAAAACUUAUGAAUGUAACCAGUGUGGAAAGACUUUUAGUGAUAAGGGAUAUCUUACUGUACAUCAGAGAAUCCACACUGGAGAGAAACCUUAUGAGUGUAACCAUUGUGGAAAGGGUUUUACAAUAACGGGAACUCUUACUAGACAUCAGAGAAUCCACACAGGAGAGAAACCUUUUGAAUGUAACCAGUGUGGAAAGUCUUUUAGAAAAAAGGAAUCUCUUACUAUACAUCUAAGAAUCCACACUGGAGAGAGAAUUUAUGAAUGUAACCAAUGUGGAAAGACUUUUAGUGAUAAGGGAUAUCUUACUGUACAUCAGAGAAUCCACACUGGAGAGAAACCUUAUGAAUGCAACCAGUGUGGAAAGACUUUUAGAUAUAAGAGAAGUCUUUAUGGACAUCAGAGAAUCCACACUGGAGAGAAACCUUAUGAGUGUAACCAGUGUGGAAAGACUUUCAGCUAUAAGGAAUCACUUACUGUACAUCAGAGAAGCCAUGCUGGACAGAAACCUUAAGAAUGUAAUUAAUAUGGACCAGGAUUCAUAGAAAAAUCUGCUUGUUUCUUUCCAUAUAUGUGAGGCAAAGUAAUGGCAUUAAAAUAAGGAGAAAA